Molecule: messenger RNA, 1584 nt
Organism: Penicillium olsonii
Lineage: Eukaryota; Fungi; Ascomycota; Eurotiomycetes; Eurotiales; Aspergillaceae
Source: the annotation of a GenBank genome assembly
AUGUCUUUUGAGGUUGACCAUUCACUCUACAAGCACUGUCUCUGGUCUUGGCACUGUACCCACAGCGGCUUCAGAGCUUCGAAGGUGUCGUCACCUCUCCUGAACACAACAACCAUGCCGCCAAAGGCCCCCAAACCUACCAGCGAUGAGCUUCUCGCUCAGUUCGAUGACCUCGGUCUCGGCAAAUCUGGCCAGGCACCAAAAACACCUACCAACCCCAGCGGCGGGCAGGAGGACAUCCUCGCCGAGCUGGAUCACCUCGCUGCGCAGCGUCCAGCCAGCGGACCAGGCACUCCCCGCCUGUCUAUCGACAAAGCACGACCAUCUACACGAUCUCCCCGGCCAAGCGCGACUAUCGAACGCCCAGCCGAGGACAAACCUGUCCGCCAGUCUGAAGAGGCGAGUCGACCCUUGCGCGCAGAGCCCAAGGAACAACCCAAACCUGAGCCGGAGACCGCCUCGGCGGAGCCAGCUGCGGAAAGUGGUGGAUGGUGGGGAGGCUGGGGAGGGGGCCUAUAUGCCACUGCCACUGCAGCUAUGAAGCAGGCCGAGGCGGCUGUCAAGGAGAUUCAAAACAACGAGGAGGCACAAAAAUGGGCCCAGCAAGUUAAGGGCAACGUCAGUGCCCUUCGGGAUCUCAGUGGCGAGCUGCGUGACAGGGCCAUUCCAACCUUCACCAACCUUAUUCACACCCUCGCACCCCCGAUUUCCUCGCAUGAGCGUCUCCAGAUUCACAUCACUCACGACCUGUCCGGUUAUCCGGGCAUCGACCCCCUGGUUUACGCCGUGUUUUCUCGCGUAAUGUCGCAGGUCGAAGGCGGUGAUCUCCUAGUGAUCCAGCGCGGCCAAGAAUCCUCCCCCAGGCGCCUCGAUGUCACAGGUCUCAUGACCAGUGCCGGGUGGAAUGACGGACCCUGGUGGAGAACCGUCACUCCCGGCCAACCGCGCAGCAUCAACUCGGUGCGCGGCGCGGUGGAGGGCUCAAAGCUAGCUCGGGCUAGCGCCGAGUCUUACGCUACGGAAUACUUCUCGAGCCGCGGUGGAGUGGAAGGAGCAGCUAAACAUGCCUCGGAAGUCCUCAGCGAAUCGAAUCCUGUGCGCAGCAGCGAUAUCUUCCUCGCCAUCCAGGCCAUCAGUCAGACGGUAUCCAAGGAUCUUUUCCAGGCGUCGGGCGAGGAAGAAGAGACCGAACAGGAAGAAGAAAUAUCCUUUGCUUUGUACCUUCAUGAUCCUAUUCAUGGUAUUGCUUUCCACGCGAUCUCCCAGACUAUCCCCCAGGCAUGGAUUGAAUGGCUCGACGCUUCGGUUCCCGCGCCUGUGGACGAGUCCGAUGAUGAGCAUGCGCAGCGAGUUGUUGUUCCUGAGGCUAUCGCGGAGAUCAUCGAGAGUGGAGGUGUCGAUCCCCGCGAGUGGGUUUCAGAGUGGAUCGAGGAAACUCUUUCACUGGCCGCUGGCACUAUUGCGCAGCGUUACGUGGCACGCCGGAUGGGCGUUGGAGAGGGCGGCGUUUCCAAGGGAAAGAUGCGCGCUGAACAAGCUUCUACCGUUGACAGCGGUGCGGGAGAAGCCGCACGUGCGAUCUAG